GAUAAAAACAACCCGCACUUCGUCGUCGCGUUUGGUUGGCUUUUGUUUGCAUCCAUUUGCAGCAACUUUUUUUCGGCCAAAUCGGAAUUUGUUUUCCCUUAAAUCGGUACCGUUCCGGCAGCAUUUCGGACCGAAAAGUUGACCACCCUUAGCACCGGAAGUCCAGCAACGUCAGUAAAGCGGAAACGACCGGAACCGAUCGAGCGCCAUGGGAGUACCAGCAUUUUUCCGCUGGCUGUCGCGGAAGUAUCCCUCCGUGAUAGUUGAGUGCGUGGAGGAAAAGCAUGCGGACGGGGAUGGCGCGGUACUGUACGACGACCUGACCAAACCGAACCCGAACAAGGUAGAGUUCGAUAACCUGUAUCUGGACAUGAACGGUAUCAUACACCCGUGCACCCAUCCGGAAGACAAACCGGCACCGAAAAAUGAGGACGAAAUGAUGAUCGCCAUUUUCGAGUGCAUCGAUCGGCUGAUGAACAUCGUCCGGCCCCGGAAGGUGCUGUACAUGGCCAUCGAUGGGGUGGCUCCACGAGCCAAGAUGAACCAGCAACGGUCCCGCCGUUUCCGGGCCUCGAAGGAAGCGGCCGAGAAGACUGCGGAAGUGCAGCGAAUCCGAGAGGAGCUCGCUGCCAAGGGAUGCAUAUUGCCACCGGAAAAGGAAAAGGGAGCCCAUUUCGACUCCAACUGCAUCACGCCGGGUACGCCGUUUAUGGACCGGCUGAGCAAGUGUUUGCAGUACUACAUCCACGAUCGAAUGAACACGAAUCCGGGCUGGCGAGGGCUCAAGGUAAUCCUAUCGGAUGCUAACGUACCGGGUGAAGGAGAGCACAAAAUUAUGGAUUACAUACGGAAACAACGCGCACAGCCAGAUCACGAUCCAAACACUCAUCACGUGUUAUGCGGUGCCGAUGCCGAUUUGAUUAUGUUAGGGCUGGCCACCCACGAAACGCAUUUCACCAUCAUUCGAGAAGAAUUUCUGCCCAACAAAGAACGACCCUGCGACAUUUGCCAGCAUUUAGGGCAUGAAAUGAAAGAUUGCACCGGUUUGCAAUCGGAGAGAGACAUUGACAGGUCCCCGCCUCCACCCGGAAAAGAAACGCAAUUUAUUUUCGUACGUUUGAAUGUUUUGAAGGAAUAUCUACAGAAAGAACUGGACAUGCCAAACUUGCCGUUUCCGUAUGAUUUUGAACGAGUUAUCGAUGAUUGGGUGUUUAUGUGUUUCUUUGUGGGAAAUGAUUUUUUACCACAUCUACCCAGUUUAGAAAUUCGUGAAAACGCCAUCGAUAGACUGGUAACUUUGUAUAAGAAGUGUGUCUACAAGACCAAGGGGUACCUGACGGAUUCCGGUAGUGUGACGUUGGAUCGCGUAGAACUGAUCAUGACGGAUUUGGGCUAUGCUGAAGAUGAAAUCUUUCGUAAUCGCAAGGUCACCGAAGACCGUUUCAAAGAACGCAACAAACGCAUGAAAAUGCAAAAAGAGCGGGAGCAACGUCCCAAUUUCCAACAAAUGAACAACUCCCAGUUUGCACCAACACCGCUAGGCAGGGGAAUCACACCACAGGCCAUCACCAAUCCCAGGCAAGAAGCAGCCCACUUCCGGAUGAUGAACAACAAUCAGCAGAGAAAUGCUGACAAUAAUGACCAGCAGGAUCGUAGAGGUCAGAAACGUAAAGCCGAAGAACCACUUUCUCAAGCUUCGUCCAAGAAUGAUGAAGAGGAGGAAGCCCCAGACGAGGUCCGUUUAUGGGAGGAUGGAUUCAAGGAUCGUUAUUACGAAUCCAAAUUCGAUGUUUCGCCACAAAAUAUAAAAUUUCGCCAAACCGUAGCCUGGGAGUACGUUCGGGGCCUCUGUUGGGUUUUGAAAUAUUACUACCAAGGUUGUGCUAGCUGGGAAUGGUAUUUCCCCUAUCACUACGCCCCGUUUGCAUCGGAUUUCAAGGCUCUACAGAACGUUAAGACACAUUUCGAUCGUGGAACACCGUUCAAGCCACUGCAGCAGCUGAUGGGAGUAUUUCCGGCAGCCAGCAGAAGCCACGUUCCGGCACCGUUUGCCGAGCUGAUGGUUGAUCCCAAAUCGCCCAUCAUCGAUUUCUACCCGGUGGACUUUCACAUUGAUCUCAACGGGAAGAAAUUUGCCUGGCAGGGUGUUGCACUGCUGCCGUUCGUAGACGAAAAGCGAUUAUUCAAAGCCACCGAUCCAAAGGUGCCAUUGCUGACGAAGGAAGAACGUUUGAGAAACGAAAACGGUCUAGCGCGAUUAUAUCUGUAUCCCGGCAGCGAAGCCUAUCGGAUGGUCAAGGGUCUGUACAGUGGCACGGUCGACUAUGAACGGGAGGUAUCGAUUUUGGUCGAUUGUAUGCGCGGCAGCAUCAUUCCAACCGUGGAGAACAUUCCGGAUAAUGGCGUUCUGCCGUCGCCUAUCCCUGGCGAAAGCCCGGUUGACGAAAACAAAGUGCUGACGAUGAAAUUCUUGGACCCCCAGUAUGCCGACGAUUUCAUCUUCCCGGCACGGAAGCUGGAAGGCGCUAGGGAUCAGCCCAAAGUGCUGGGAGCAAACGAGGGUCCCGUUAUUGGCUUUGGCCCCAGGACGGAUCGGGCUCGACUGGGCAAUGCCGGUCACCGGAUGAUGAACCAUUAUACUGGUGCUGGCAACAGAGGAGGAAACGGCAGUGGCAACCGUGGAGGUUUCAACAACUACUCGAGGGAUAACAACAAUUCGAACUCAUCGUUCGGCAGGAGUCACCAUGGCCCCAGCACUGGAAACUCUGGCGGGGGCUCUGGCGCCGGCAACUUGACCGUCUUCGAACGGCUGAGCAGCCGGAUCAACCAAUACCAGCAGGAGAUGAUGAACGAAAUCAAUCAAAACGCCAGCAGCAGCGGAAUCGUCCUGCCCAAUCCGUUUGCAAAUCAGUUCCGUUACGAUUACAACUCCAGUGGUAACAAUUCGAACAGUUCAAGAUCGAACAGCGGCAACGGCGGUGACUAUCAGCAGCCGGAUCGCAGUGGUGUGUUCCAGUUCAAUGCCAGAGGACGAGGUGGUGGUGGAAACAGCUACCACAACCAGGGCGGCGCUUCGGGCGGGAACAAUUAUCAACAGCGGAAUCAGCAAGGCGGUCAACGAUUCAACUUUAAUAGGGGCAAUCGAUUUGGUCAAAACAACGGCGGUGGAGGCAAUCGGUUCAAUAACAAUAGAAGAAACUACUGAAGAGGUCCCACCAAGCCAUCAAACCCACUUCGUGCAAAAUUCCCAAUCUUAAAAUUUUGUACGCAGUUUAGCUCGAGUUGAUAAACCGAAUUGUGUUUACCAUCCGCAGUUUUCACUUAACAAUCAACACAUCGACAUACUUCGAGGUAUGUAAAGUGUAACAUUUUUCCAUGAAAAUAAUUUCAUUGCAACAUAGACGAUUCAACAAAUCCGUCAAUUUUAACCAAUGAACGAUUAGAUUCAUUUUGUUCUAUCGAUAAAAGAUGUUUCUUCGCAGCGGAGGAAAUCUAAAAAAAAAGUUUGAAGAAAAUUGGUAGACUAUCGCUAACGCUAUUGUUUACCAUUGUUCUAUGGUAAAUCAUACAGAUAUUUAAAAAUAAAUUUAGCGAAAAGAGUGUACUAAAAUAAAAAGGAUUGACUUUGA
Uranotaenia lowii is the source of this 3629-nucleotide messenger RNA. RefSeq names its product 5'-3' exoribonuclease 2 homolog (gene Rat1). Gene Ontology annotation, cellular component: nucleus. The record is from RefSeq and is a predicted model, not a curated record. Gene Ontology annotation, biological process: nuclear-transcribed mRNA catabolic process. The transcript is spliced from 4 exons. The coding region runs from base 209 to 3205 and encodes 998 amino acids. NCBI's taxonomy places the organism in Eukaryota, Metazoa, Arthropoda, Insecta, Diptera, Culicidae. Gene Ontology annotation, molecular function: RNA binding; 5'-3' RNA exonuclease activity.